AGAACACAUAAGUUUUGUUUAAUAGCUGAUUAAAUCUUGAAUUUAUCAAGAAAAUUACUUCGUUAAAAAAACGUCGUCUCUGAUUGGUAAGGUUGAGACUGAUGUAGAGCUCAAGUCUUCUGCCGUGAAGUUUCAUGAUAUGUUCUGCAACAAACCUCACCAUGUAUCCAAUGCUUGCUCUGAUAAGGUACAAUCAUGUGACUUACAUGAGGGUAAUUGGGGGAAUGAGGGUUCCAUCGUCUGCUGGAAUUAUGUUCAUGAAGGGAAGCCUAAAGUUGCAAAAGAAAGAAUUGAAUCGAUUGAUCCAAACAACAACUCAAUCUCUUGCAGAGUGAUUGAAGGAGACCUUUUGAAGGAGUACAAGAGCUUCGUAAUCAAAAUUCAAGUUACCCCAAAGAGCCAGGGUGAGGGCAGUAUAGCGCGCUGGACUAUGGAGUACGAAAAGCUGCACGAGGGUAUUGCACAUCCAGAGACUUUGCUGGAGCUCGCAGUCCAAGUUUCCAAAGAUGUCGAUGCUCACCUCAUCCAAGGAAACUAAAUAAGCCAUCAUCAAGAUGAUCGACUGUUGCUGAUGUCUAUGUUGAAUGUAAUGCUUGCAAGUGUCUAAGUAAAGAGAGUGACACGUUUUUUCAUUACUUAAAUGCUAUGUAGGAAGUUGUUUUGUUGUGCUGUACAAAGAACGCCAUACGUGGUGUUAUGCAUGUACCUUGUAAAUGAUGCUUUACACUUGUUUUGUUUAGUUUAACAAGUGUUAAUGAUGUUUCUGUGUAUGUUCACUGUCCUGUAAAUAUUUAUAGUGAAAACAAUGAAAUGUGGUGUGUUCUGAUGGUUU
Molecule: messenger RNA, 832 nt
Organism: Theobroma cacao (cacao)
Lineage: Eukaryota; Viridiplantae; Streptophyta; Magnoliopsida; Malvales; Malvaceae
Source: RefSeq, a predicted model, not a curated record